Molecule: messenger RNA, 714 nt
Organism: Umbelopsis ramanniana AG
Lineage: Eukaryota; Fungi; Mucoromycota; Umbelopsidomycetes; Umbelopsidales; Umbelopsidaceae
Exons: 2
Coding region: 40-387 (115 amino acids)
Biological process (GO): mRNA processing
Cellular component (GO): mitochondrion
Source: RefSeq, a predicted model, not a curated record
GUUGCUCCAUACUUGUGUUGUUGGUAUAAUUCGACAGACAUGCAACGAGCAUUCUCCAUACUACCACGUCUUCAACCAAUAUUAACGCCUGCUCGCUCGGCGUCUUGGACGUCAAUGCGAUGGGCAUCGUCGACUGCUGCACCCAACACCUUGGCUUCAGUCAACACUUUGCCUCUGUCGUUCGCUACCCCAGCGGUACAACCUAUCAAAACAUCUUCCCUAACACAGUACAUGGCGACCCUGAAACCAUUCCAGGCUCCUGCUGCACCACAACCUACUAUGCAUGCCACCAGUGUGCUUCGAAAGCGCAAACUGAAGAUGAACAAGCACAAGCACAAGAAGUUGAUGAAGAGAACUAGAGCACUACGCAAGAGAAUUGGCAAAUAGACGUCGCACUACGUGUUGAAAUUAGAUUCAACGCCUUGUAAAGAAUUAACAGUACAUGGAUUAAACCCUCAUUCCAUAAUUAUCACUCAAUGCUCCAAUAGCAAACCCUACUGAUACAUGUUUAUUGUUUUAAUUUUUUCUACUACACGGCGGGCCGGUAUAUGUUGUUCUUUGGUACGAAUCAUUUAUCAAUAUAUACAGUGAAGAUAUUAUUUCUUAUCAUCCACAACGGAGGUGACGCCGGCAACAGUAUUGGGAAGGGGUACGUCGCUAAAGUCGUCUUGCUUAACAGCCAUAAUCGAGUAUGAAUCUAUAUGGAAUUAGGUU